This is a messenger RNA of Pieris brassicae (large cabbage white), 3457 nucleotides long. It is a transcript of the gene ae48, whose product is annotated as juvenile hormone esterase-like. The record is from RefSeq and is a predicted model, not a curated record. Bases 132 to 2279 code for a protein of 715 amino acids. The transcript has 5 exons. NCBI's taxonomy places the organism in Eukaryota, Metazoa, Arthropoda, Insecta, Lepidoptera, Pieridae.
CACAAUGUUGGUUGCAUUGCAGUGCUAAUGCCCGGCUAGUCACGAGUGCGUUAAAAGUUGCAUUUGAGUCAUAAUUUGUGAAUUUUCUUAGUUUAACGGAUUUAUUUGUGCCAUUGAUAAACAGUGAGAAUAUGAAUACCAUAGAUAUAGUGAACGAGUUUUUAGACGACUUACGCGGCGGUAGAAUGGUCGACACGCCAACAGUUCGAGUGGAGCAGGGCCAGCUGCAGGGCAAGCUUGUCAACGGGCCCUCGGGUAAGGGGUUCUACAGCUUCCAGGGAAUACCUUAUGCUGCACCACCGCUCGGAUCCUUGAGGUUUAAGGCCCCUCAGCCACCGCAACCGUGGGACGGAGUCCGCGACGCUACAGCUGAAGGCAAUGUCUCCGCCCAAAUUGACCAAAUACUCUGCACCCCAUACACUGGCGAUGAAAACUGCCUAUUCCUUAACGUAUACACCCCGAACUUAGAUGGUGAAUUCUUGCCAGUCAUGGUCUAUAUACACGGAGGCGCUUUCCUCUUCGGUUCCGGUAAUUCUUCCCUUUAUGGUCCCGACUAUCUCGUUGAAAAGGAUGUCGUCGUUGUCACAGUUAAUUACAGAUGCGGUGCACUCGGAUUCCUUAGUUUAAAUACCCCAGAAGUUCCCGGAAAUGCUGGAUUAAAAGACGUCAUUCAAGCCCUUAGGUGGGUGAAGCAGAAUAUCAAAAACUUUGGCGGUAAUUCUGGUAACAUCACCGUCUUUGGUGAAAGUGCUGGAGGGGCAAUCACUUCUAUAUUAGCCGCUAGUCCCCUAUCUAAAGGUUUAAUCAGCAAGGUAAUAGCUCAAUCCGGAACGGCUUUAUGCAGUUGGUCCAUACAGAUUGAUCCAAUCAUGAAUGCAAAGAAAUUAGCCAAAGAACUAGGCUGUGGUUCGACUGAUCUGGGUGAUAUUUUAGAGUUUUUAUUGACCACGCCAGUUAAAGACAUCGUCGAAGCCAACACAAAUUUAGAUCCUGUAAGUGGGCUAUUCCAAAAGGGGCACGUAAUGUUUUCUCCAGUUGUAGAAACUGAAUUUCCCGGAGUGGAAUCAGUGAUGACUCAAUCGUUUCUAGAUAGCAUUACUUCUGGUAAAGUCGCAAAAAUUCCUAUCAUGGUCGGUACCACAACUCUAGAAUGUAUCACAGAAAAGGUUGACGUACCAAUAUACCUUGCUAAUCAGCUGAAUGUUACCAAUCCGGCAGAUGUAAAAACAAUUGAAGGUAAAGUUAAAGAAUUAUACUUCAAAGAUUCUGAAGGUUUGCAAGAAUCGUCGUUACUUGUAUCGGAUUUGCUAAUUAAUUAUGGAGCACAUAGAUUGGUCACAAACUUGGCAAAGGUGUCUGAUCAGCCAAUUUACUUCUACAAAUUUGAUUAUGUUGGGGAAAUGAAUUUGUCAAAUUCGCUCCCAACGAGCUUAGGUGUUAAACAUGCUGGACAUUUGGAUGAGCUGGGGUACCUCUUUAAGACUGAUCUGCUGAAAGACGUGAAACCGACUCCUCAAGACCUCACCAUCAGGGAACGGAUGGUCAGGGUGUGGACCAACUUUGCUAAGUCUGGUAAUCCAACAUCUGAAGACAACUUCUACCUGGCGGUAACUUGGAAACCGGUUACAAAAGAUAAUUUGUAUUAUCUCAACAUCAAUAGUGAGCUUUCUGUAGGUACCAACCCCGAUAAAGAUAGAAUGAUCUUAUGGGAUGAUAUUUACGCAAAGUACUACAAACCACGCCAACAAUUUGUUAACGAAAUCCAAGCCACGGCGGAUGUUGUUGACUCAACGCCCGUGAUUGUACAAGAAACGGUAAUUCAAACAAUCGUUAACAACGAACCGGCUAAAAAUGUUGUCGUUGUUGAAGAAACAAAAACGAAUCUAGCCGAUUUCGAGAAAAAGGUUGAAGAAAUCAAAAGUGCUAUGGACGAUGCGUUGGCUCAAAACGGCACUGAAACCAUAAAUAUCGUUCAAGAAGAAAUUAAAGAGAAUUCUCUAAGUAAGCUGAUUGAGAAUUCAGAAGGUGAAGAGAUCAGAUCCGUUCGCGAAAUAGUAACCAUUUAUAAAGAAACGCAGUCGAAUGGCGUUGAUGAACAUAAACUAAAUGGGAACGCUGAUAAGAAACCUCGUCCGUCCAACGAAAUUAAAAUGGUUCAAAACAGCAAUACCGACCCUAAAGACGUGAUUAGAGCCAACGACCCACCGGAAGACGAUUUGCCCAAAAACAUUGGCGUAAACAAAUUCGUAAACUUCUUUGAAUCGCUCGGUAAAAAGUGAAGAAUGUUCGUUCCAUGAAUUUACGCCUAUUUCACUACCAUUAAGUAUAUGCAAUUUGAUAGAUCCAUUUCUUUUUGAACUGAUAUAUCUUUCUAAUGCGUCAUUAACGUAAUUGACGCGAUAUUAUAAUAAAUUUUCAAUUUAUCUCUGGAAUAAUUAGAAAGUGCCAAAAAUCUAGUCUGUCGAUUGACUUAGAUCAUCGGGCCAAUAAGCUUGUAAUAUUGCUAUCCCUUACAAUUUCAACAACAUUGUAGGAGAUAGAUAACCUAUCUCGAAAAUCUAAAUAUUCCUAUAGGAGUUAUGUAAUUAUUAAAUGAUGGCAACACUAUCCAUAGAUUAAUAAGUAGUUAACUAUAAACAGUUUGACUUAAGUGUUGUGAAAUGGGUUCCAAAUAUAAAUAAUGAUAGGUUAGGGUGUAAAGUUAUAGGCGCCAUUUCUGAAUUUAAAAAAUAUUCCAUUUGAAACUUGUAAUAAUCAUUUUUUAUUUAAUUAACAUUCCUUAGUGUAUUUAAUUGUAAUUUUUGCAUUUAAACACAUCGAAAUAUUUGACAUUAUCAUUCCAAUUUUGAAAUCAAUAUUUAAAUUUAACUUUUUAUUGGUGUUGCUAGUUUUUAGAAGUUUCCCAAUUUUUAAUGAUUGUAUGAGUGAUGUCUAGUGCCUUUAUAUUUUAGCAUUUUAAUUUUAUUUUGCCUUUACUUCAUAUUUUUGUUUUCAUAUAUAUUUAUAUUUAGAAGAUUGCAUUAAUUUAAAACGACGUGGUCGUAUUUUUAUGUACAUGAAAAUAUCAUUAUAUUUUAUACAGCUUUUAAGAUAUAUUUUGUUUGGAAAAUAAAUGUUAUCUUUUAGAAAAGAAUGAAGCUUUUAGUCUUUAAAUUUCGUAUGUUUUUACCUUAACACAUUCCGGAAAGAAUAUAGAUAUAUACAACAUAUUUACUUCCAUUAUAUUAUCUUCGUCACUUUAUCUUAGCACGUCGUUAGAUUAUAUUAUUAGCAGUUUUCCGCAUAUUUAAUAUGAAGUCAAUAAUGUCAUUCAACUGCCAAGAUAUUGUGACCGAAUUUUGCAAUCAUGAUAUUUUUUUUAAAAUUUGCUUUAUGUAGAUACAUUCUGUGCCAAUACUAUCAUUUUUGUUAAUUUAAGUUGAACAAGAUGUGUAUUUUUAUAUAAUUAUUAUGAAUA